This is a messenger RNA of Sinocyclocheilus grahami, 3535 nucleotides long. Its product is annotated as kinesin-associated protein 3-like. Gene Ontology annotation, biological process: cilium organization; microtubule-based movement. Bases 138 to 2504 code for a protein of 788 amino acids. Gene Ontology annotation, molecular function: kinesin binding. The transcript is spliced from 20 exons. Lineage: Eukaryota; Metazoa; Chordata; Actinopteri; Cypriniformes; Cyprinidae. The record is from RefSeq and is a predicted model, not a curated record. Gene Ontology annotation, cellular component: ciliary transition zone; axoneme; kinesin II complex.
GUACACACCCAUAGCAACACAAACAGCAGCAUGCUGCCAGAGCAGAAACGAUGAAGCAGUCCAGACAUUAGAUACACGUCAAAACAUCAGGCAGAAAUCGACCGCACAGGUUUAUUUGCUUUAAUUUAUGAGCAACAAUGCAAGCGGACGACGCCAGAUAUUUAAAACGGAAAUAUAAGGGUGGCAGUUUAGAUGUCCACCCCACAGAAAAAGCCCUUGUUGUCCAAUAUGAAGUGGAAGCUACAAUCCUUGGAGAGACGGGAGACCCGAUGCUAGGAGAACGCAAGGAGUGCCAGAAGAUAAUCCGUCUGAAAAGCCUGAAUUCCAACACAGAUAUUGCGUCUUUAGCACGGAAGGUAGUGGAGGAGUGUAGACUCAUUUCCCCUUCCAGACUUCCUGAGGUGGAACAGUUAUUGUUCUACCUGCAAAACCGCAAGAAAUCUGCUGAAAAGAAAGAGAAGAAACAGAUCAAGCCUAGAGACCUGACUCCUUUUGAAGGCAUGGAGCUUGAUGAGGAGGCCAACAUUAAUAGCAUAGAUGACUAUGUUGAGCUUCUGUAUGAGGACAUCCCUGAGAAGAUCAGAGGAGCUACACUCAUCCUCCAUUUGGCCCGUAACCCUGACAACCUAGAGGAGUUGCUGCAGAACGAGACUGCUCUGGGCGCACUGGCCCGGGUCCUGAGAGAAGACUGGAAGCAGAGUGUCGAUUUGGCAACCACCAUCAUCUACGUCUUCUUCUGCUUCUCCAGUUUCUCCCAGUUUCACGGCCUGAUCACUCACUACAAGAUCGGCGCGCUGUGCAUGAGCAUAAUUGACCAUGAGCUGAAGCGCUAUGACCUAUGGCUGGACGAGCUGCAGAAGAAAAAGAAGGCUGGGGACGAUGACCCAGACAAUCAGAACCUGAAGAAGGAGUACGAGAAAGCCCUGAAGAAGUACCAUGGACUGCUGACCAAACAGGAACAGCUUUUGAGAGUUGCUCUGUACCUGCUGCUGAAUUUGUCUGAGGACACUCGCACAGAGCUGAAGAUGAGGAACAAGAACAUUGUCCACCUUCUGGUGAAAACGCUGGACAGAGACAGUGAGGAGCUCCUGGUGCUGGUGGUGUCCUUCCUCAAGAAACUCAGUAUCUUCUUAGAAAAUAAGAAUGACAUGGCUGAGAUAGAUACAGUAGAGAAGCUGGCAAAACUGGUGCCCUGUGAACAUGAAGAUCUCCUGAACGUAACUCUUCGCCUCCUCCUUAAUCUCUCCUUUGAUACUGGCCUCUGCAGCAAGAUGGUGCAUGCGGACCUUCUGCCCAAACUCACCUCACUGCUAGAAGACGAAGUGCAGAGACAGAUCGCCAUGUGCAUUCUGUACCACAUCAGUAUGGACGACCGUUUCAAGUCUAUGUUUGCCUACACGGAUUGCAUUCCACAGGUAAUGAAGAUGUUGUUUGAUUGUGGUGAGGAGAGGUUUGACGCUGAGCUCAUUUCCUUCUGCAUCAACCUGGCUGCCAACAAGAGGAAUGCCCAGAUUAUGUGUGAAGGCAAUGGUCUGAAGAUGCUGAUGAAGAGAGCACUGAAGCUAAAAGAUCCUCUGAUGAUGAAGAUGAUCCGAAAUAUAUCUCAGCAUGAUGGACCUUUUAAAAAUCUUUUCAUUGAUUAUGUCGGUGACCUGGCGGCUCAGAUUGGACUGAAGGAAGAGGAGGAGUUUGUGAUUGAGUGCUUGGGAACUCUUUCCAAUCUUACUAUUCCUGAUCUUGACUGGGAACUUGUGCUAAAGGAGUACAACCUGGUGCCUUAUCUCAAAGACCACCUCAAACCAGGCUCUGCAGAGGAUGACCUCAUUCUGGAGGUGGUGAUCAUGAUUGGCACUGUCUCCAUGGACGACUCCUGUGCUGUAAUGUUGGCCAAAUCAGGCAUCAUUCCUGCUCUAAUAGAGCUGCUGAAUGCCCAGCAAGAAGAUGAUGAGUUUGUCUGUCAGAUUGUGUACGUCUUUUACCAAAUGGUGUUUCACCAGGCCACCCGAGAUGUCAUCAUAAAAGAAACACAGGCUCCUGCAUAUCUCAUUGACCUGAUGCAUGACAAAAAUGCAGAAAUACGCAAAGUGUGUGACAAUACAUUGGACAUCAUUGCUGAAUAUGAUGUGGAGUGGGGCAAGAAGAUCCAGAGUGAGAAGUUCCGCUGGCAUAACUCUCAGUGGCUGGAGAUGGUGGAGAACCGGCAGAUGGAUGAGGCAGAGCCUUUCAUGUAUGGAGAUGGAGAACCUUUUCUCCAAAAUGGUGACAUCCUGGAACGGCCAGACCUCUUCUACAGCCCAGAUGGAAUAAUCCCAGCAGAUGGUGCCAUUAGUCCAGAGUUCUUCACAGACUUCCAGAAUGGAGACCUGUUAGGACCACAGGGUUUCCCCAGCAGUUCUUUGACAGACGGGUACGGACAGAUGGGUGUGACUCCAGCGCGUCCUGCCACGGCUUACGGCUUUCGGCCUGAUGAGCAGUUGUAUUACGGUUACACGGCAUCACGGUAGGAGAGUGUCAGGAAAGACCUAAAACCUAUUAAAAACCAAUUAAAUGGUUCUCAAAAGAUGCUUGAUAAGUCUCUUUACCAUUUCGAAUGAAAGCAACACUACUGAUUUUCUUCAUCAUCAGUAUUUCUUUCUAUGUAAUAUGUGGAUAUUGAUUACAUUCCAUGUGAAUCUCAGUCUGAAUGUGUUUUAAGCUGAAUGUUCUCAAUGAAGCUAUGAUUUGCAGCCCUCACUUUGAGCUCGAUCAUGUAGUUUUAACACAUCCUACUUUAGCCUACUGUGUAUUGCUUGUCAACACUGAAGAAGCGAAUGGCACCACAUUGCCUUUUCUGUGCAAUAGAACAAAAGUAGGAUUUUAGUUGCAUGCGGUUUCAGUGAUGUAGGUGAGUUAAGUUAUGAGUGUUGAAAACACCAUUUAUUUAUACAUUAAAGCAAAUCCAUUUAAUGCAUGACAGUUGCUUAGGUUUCUGGAAGCAAAAUAUUGUGUAGCUUUAGUUGCAUUUCAUGUACUCCGUUAAGUCAAUCAUUGUCAUCCAUAAUAGGAUUUCCUUCAGUUUUGCGUAUGUUUACAUAAAGUUUGAUAUGUAAACUCUCCUCUCAUAUGUAUUUUGUAAUGUAGCCAAACUCAAGUGUACUUUUGAAAUAAUACUGGUCUCUUUUAUGUGUGUUUUAGUAUUUAUGAAACUCAAUUUCAUUGGUGCCUGGGACUUGUCUUAAUUACUGUUUUAUAUAAAUUGCCUUUUUAUUUUAUGUGGUGCAAUAUGAGAUACAUAAAUUGAUGUUUAAAAGCUUUCCUUGUGUAUGUUACUUUGAUAGAAAUCUUUUGCAUAUAGUUGGGUUUUAGCACAGCAGGAACUCAGCAAAUGCUUACCAUGUUUACUUUCAUUGAUUGUAGUGAAAUGCCGUGUAUCUCAUUCAUUCUUAAUCAUUCACGCCCAUCAUUCAGACAUUCCUUAAAAGGGUGGUUAUGCAUAUUUAUGCAUUAAUGGACUGUCUUAUUGUUAAUGUGGAUCUCAUAUAGGGAGCCAAAUGCC